This is a messenger RNA of Saccharomycopsis crataegensis, 735 nucleotides long. RefSeq names its product proteasome core particle subunit alpha 1 (gene SCL1). Gene Ontology annotation, cellular component: nucleus; proteasome core complex, alpha-subunit complex; proteasome core complex. The record is from RefSeq and is a predicted model, not a curated record. Bases 1 to 735 code for a protein of 244 amino acids. Gene Ontology annotation, biological process: ubiquitin-dependent protein catabolic process; proteasomal protein catabolic process. The transcript has 2 exons. NCBI's taxonomy places the organism in Eukaryota, Fungi, Ascomycota, Saccharomycetes, Ascoideales, Saccharomycopsidaceae.
AUGUCAAACUCCGCAGGUUUCGAUAGACAUAUCACCAUUUUCUCGCCAGAAGGUAGAUUAUUCCAAGUUGAAUACGCUUUUAAGGCCGUCACCGCCGCCAAUAUCACUGCCCUUGGGAUAACAGGUAAAGACACUGUGGUAUUGAUCUCCCAGAAAAAAGUCCCUGACAAGUUGUUGGAUCCAAAAACUGUGUCGUACUUAUUUAAGAUUUCCAAACAUAUUGGGAUGAUGGCCACCGGAUCCAUUGCCGACUCUCGAUCCCUUGCCACUAGAGCCAGAAGUGAAGCCAAUGACUUCGAGUACAAGUACGGGUACCCAAUUCCUGUCGAUGUGUUAUCCAAGCGUAUGGCCAACCUCGCACAAAUUUAUACCCAAAGAGCCUACAUGAGACCUUCAGGUGCCAUCAUCACCUUUGGAGCCUUUGACGAUGAAAAGGGUCCUUUAUUAUACAAAGUCGACCCAGCAGGUUACUACAUUGGCUCAAAGGCCACUGCUGUUGGCCCAAAACAGGAUGAAGCCACCACCGCAUUAGAAAAGAAAUACAAGAAUAAAGAAUAUUUGAAAGGUGAUACCACAAAGUUGGUAGAAACCGCCAUCAUAACAUUAUCCAACGUGUUGAACUCCGAAUUCAAAAAAGAUGACAUUGAAAUCGGGGUGGCCACCGAUGGCAACUUUACUAUUUUGACCAGCGAUGAAAUUGAAGAAAGAUUAAUUGCUAUUGCUGAACAAGACUAA